AUGUCGGCGGCAUUCUCGGACUUCGGCCCGCUCACGGAGCGGCGCCGCGUCGAGAAGCAGCGGCAGCAGCGCAGGCGCGUCAUGUUCGCCGCCGCCGGCGCGUCGGUGGUUCUCAUCCUCAUUGUCAUGGGCGGCGCUGCCGUCGCGUACAACGCUAGCGUCCAGGACGAGGAGUCGGAUGACUCGUCGUCCUCCUCUUCCUCCUCGCCCUCUUCCCCUUCCGGCGGCGGCGGCUCGGGGUCGAGCCUGAUCAGCGUGUCCAAGAGCGUCAAGGUGGUGUGUGCUCAGACCGACCACAGGGACGCCUGCGAGAAGAGCCUGUCCAAGGCCGCGAACGCCAGCGCGUCGUCGCCCAAGGACAUCGUCCGCGCCUCCGUGGCCGUGAUCGGGGACGCCGUCGGGAAGGCGUUCGACCGGUCGGCGCUGGCCACCAGCGACAACCCGCGCGUGAAGGCCGCCGUCGCGGACUGCAAGGAGAUCUACCAGGACGCCAAGGCCGACCUCGCGCGCACGCUCCGCGGCAUCGACGCCGGCGGCAUGGACGAGGUCACCAAGCGCGGGUACGAGCUCCGCGUCUGGCUCAGCGCGGUGAUCGCGCACAUGGAGACGUGCAUCGACGGGUUCCCCGACGGGGACCUGAAGAAGAACAUGACCGCCACGAUGGAGUCCGGGAAGGAGCUGACCAGCAACGCGCUGGCCAUCAUCGAGAAGGCCUCGUCGUUCCUCGCCGCGCUCCACAUCACGGCGGCCAGCCACAGGAGGUUGUUCAGCAUCCGCGAAGGUGCCGCGCCCGACAGUUACCGGAGGAGGCUGCUCGGCGUCGAGGAAGACACCCCACCGUGGGUGAACGGCCCGGAGAGGAGGCUGCUCAAAGGCAACAACUUCCAGAGCAGGCUGACGCCCAACGUGGUGGUGGCCAAGGACGGCAGCGGCAAGUUCAAGACCAUCAACGAGGCGCUCAACGCCAUGCCCGCCAAGUACACCGGAAGGUACCUGAUCUACGUGAAGCAGGGGGUGUACGAGGAGUACGUGACGAUCACCAGGGCCAUGGAGAACGUGACCAUGUACGGCGACGGCGCCAUGAAGACCAUCAUCACCGGCAGCAGGAACUUCGCCGACGGCCUCACCACCUACAAAACCUCCACCUUCAACGCGCAGGGCGACGGCUUCAUCGGCAUCGCGCUGGGGUUCCGCAACACGGCCGGCGCGGCGAAGCACCAGGCGGUGGCGCUGCUGGUGCAGUCGGACAGGUCCAUCUUCCUCAACUGCCGCAUGGACGCGUACCAGGACACGCUGUACGCGCACUCCAAGGCGCAGUUCUACCGCAACUGCGUCAUCUCGGGCACCAUCGACUUCGUGUUCGGCGACGCGGCCGCCGUGUUCCAGAACUGCAUCCUGGUCCUCCGCCGCCCCAUGGACAACCAGCAGAACAUCGCCACGGCGCAGGGCCGCGCCGACGGCCGCGAGAGCACGGGCUUCGUGUUCCAGUACUGCCGCUUCACCGCCGAGGCGGCGCUCAGGGACGCGUCCCGCCCCGCCAUCCGCAGCUACCUCGCCCGCCCCUGGCGCGAGUUCUCGCGCACGCUCAUCAUGGAGUCCGAGAUCCCCGCGUUCAUCGACAAGGCCGGCUACCUGCCGUGGAACGGCGACUUCGGGCUCAAGACGCUGUGGUACGCCGAGUACGCGAACCGGGGGCCCGGCGCCGACACCGCUGGCCGCGUCACCUGGCCAGGGUACAAGAAGGUGAUCAGCAAGGACGAGGCCGCCAAGUUCACCGUGCAGAGCUUCUUGCACGCCGAACCGUGGCUCAAGCCCGCCGGCGCGCCGGUGAAGUACGGCUUCUGGGCGUGAGGACGUGCUCGUGGCGCGCAUGCAUCUGAUUCUGAGGAACCUAGAGGACGCGAUCGACAGCGACGUAUGGAAGCGGAGGUCGGUUACCAAAUGUGGCGCUGUUCAGUUGUUGGGAGCAUGCUGAUCCAUGA
Panicum hallii is the source of this 1982-nucleotide messenger RNA. Its product is annotated as pectinesterase-like. NCBI's taxonomy places the organism in Eukaryota, Viridiplantae, Streptophyta, Magnoliopsida, Poales, Poaceae. Gene Ontology annotation, biological process: cell wall modification. The transcript is spliced from 4 exons. Gene Ontology annotation, molecular function: pectinesterase activity; pectinesterase inhibitor activity. The record is from RefSeq and is a predicted model, not a curated record. The coding region runs from base 1 to 1851 and encodes 616 amino acids.